Plodia interpunctella (Indianmeal moth) is the source of this 764-nucleotide messenger RNA. RefSeq lists its product as uncharacterized. Lineage: Eukaryota; Metazoa; Arthropoda; Insecta; Lepidoptera; Pyralidae. The record is from RefSeq and is a predicted model, not a curated record. Bases 75 to 635 code for a protein of 186 amino acids. The transcript has 4 exons.
AGUACACAUAUCAGAGAUAGAUAUAAAUAUGAUUUGUCGCAAUUACAAGCAUAGUAUAUCAGUAUCAUUUGGUCAUGGGAACAUCAUGGAUAUUUAUUGCGUUCCUGAUUCAUUUCACCUGUUACGCUUAUUGCGAAGACAACGUGGGGCCAGGCAUCUGGAAUAUCAUUCAUAUAUCUCCAUGCCCUAUGGGUGACUCCUACGAAAUACAAACCAACAUGACAAGGAAGAAGAUAGGCAGGGGAGUUGAUGGAUUUGAUGGCUGCAUCUUCAUGGGUCUGAACCUCACUUUGGACAUGGCUAUUAGAAUGGAGGUCUGCAAAGAGGUGGAAGGUGGCUGCAAGCCGUUCUUCCUCUACACGUGUGAUAGUUUCUGCACCUUUAUGGACGAGACUAUGCCGACUCUGUUCAAAAUGUUACUAGAAGGGUGGAAAUUGGAGCCGGCUGAGUGCCCCGUUCAAGAGGGUGAAUACUGCGUGUCUAGCUUUCCUUUCGACUACAGCAGCCUGUUUGAAGAGGCGAUAUACGGAGUCUUCGAGGCCAUAAUAUAUGCCUUCAAUGGACCCAAAGAAGUUAUGUGUUUAAAGGUCGUGACUUCCUUUACCAAGAAGGAGGAUGAUGAAGAUGAAGACUAAGACUAAUUUUAAUAAUUUUCUACUUUUGUGCUUAUACUUUCGUGGAGUUGUUCUGUUUUUACCGAGCAUAAGGUCGACUGAUAAUUUGUAAUUGCAUUAAAAUGUCUAAAUCCCUCAUUGUUCCUACUA